Molecule: messenger RNA, 2451 nt
Organism: Cajanus cajan (pigeon pea)
Lineage: Eukaryota; Viridiplantae; Streptophyta; Magnoliopsida; Fabales; Fabaceae
Product: ETHYLENE INSENSITIVE 3-like 1 protein
Cellular component (GO): nucleus
Molecular function (GO): DNA-binding transcription factor activity; DNA binding
Source: RefSeq, a predicted model, not a curated record
UUUUUUUUUUUUUUUUUUUUUGCUUCUUCUUCUUCUUCUUCUAAUGACUUGUGGCCACCACAGACCCAUUUCCUGAACUUCUGGUGAACCGGUUUUAAAAGUUUCAAAUUUGUUUACUUGAUUGGUGUACAGUGCUAAAGGGUUUGAAGUCCAGCUUGCUAGUUGCAUAAUCAGAAGCUUGUGAUUUGAAUCCAUAUUUUUGGUGGCUUGGGGGUAAUUGUACUUGGGAAAUGAUGAUGAUGUUUGAAGACAUGGGGUUUUGUGGGGAUUUGGAUAUGUUUUCUGCUCCCUUAGGAGAAGGGGAUAUUACCGCCCGGCAAACUGAACCAGAGGCGAUAGUUGAGGAUGACUAUAGUGAUGAAGAAAUUGAUGUGGAUGAGCUCGAGCGGAGGAUGUGGAGGGACAAAAUGCGUCUCAAGCGAUUGAAGGAGCAAAGUAAAGGUAAGGAAGGAGUUGAUGCUGUGAAGCAGAGGCAGUCCCAAGAACAGGCCAGGAGGAAAAAGAUGUCAAGGGCUCAAGAUGGAAUCUUGAAGUACAUGCUGAAGAUGAUGGAGGUUUGCAAGGCUCAAGGCUUUGUCUAUGGCAUAAUUCCUGAGAAGGGGAAGCCUGUGACUGGUGCAUCUGACAAUCUUCGCGAAUGGUGGAAGGAUAAAGUCCGGUUUGAUCGCAACGGUCCCGCGGCCAUAGCCAAGUACCAAGCUGACAAUGCAAUUCCAGGGAAGAAUGAUGGAUGCAAUUCCAUUGGUCCUACCCCUCACACCUUGCAAGAGCUGCAGGACACAACCUUGGGUUCUCUUUUGUCUGCCCUCAUGCAGCACUGCGACCCCCCUCAGCGGCGGUUCCCGUUGGAGAAGGGCGUCCCUCCACCAUGGUGGCCUACAGGGAAUGAAGAGUGGUGGCCCCAAAUUGGUUUACCUAAGGAUCAAGGCCCUCCACCUUACAAGAAGCCUCAUGACCUUAAGAAGGCUUGGAAAGUUGGUGUUCUGACUGCUGUUAUCAAGCACAUGUCUCCUGAUAUUGCCAAAAUUCGCAAGCUUGUGAGGCAGUCCAAGUGCCUUCAGGAUAAAAUGACGGCCAAGGAGAGUGCCACCUGGCUUGCAAUCAUCAACCAAGAGGAGGCCUUGGCAAGAGAGCUUUACCCUGAUUACUGCCCCCCUUUGGCCUCCUCUGGAGGCAGUGGAUCUAUAGUCAUCAAUGACUGCAACGAGUAUGACGUUGAAGGCGGCGACGAUGAACCGAACUUUGAUGUGGAAGACCGGAAGCCUGAGAAUCUCCACACAUCCAAUCUUGGGAUGGAGAGAAUGAGGGGAAGACUGCCUGUUCAGCAGCCUUGUUUCCCAAUCAAGGGAGAGGCUGUUACUAAUUUGGAUUUCAUUCGAAAGAGGAAGAUCUCUGGCGAGUUUAACAUGACAAUGGAUCAGAAAAGUUACACAUGUGAACACCCUCACUGUCCUUAUAGUGAACUUCGCAAUGGUUUUGCUGACAGAAAUUCUAGGGACAAUCAUCAAAUGAGUUGUCCCUACAGAGGCACUUCUUCAGAUUAUGGGGUUCCAAAUUUUCAUGUUAAUGAGGUCAAGCCAGUCAUAUUCCCUCAGUCCUUUGUUCAACCCAAAUCUACUACUCAGGCUGUUAACUUGGUUCCACCACCUUCAUUUGAUCUAACCGGACUCGGAGUCCCAGAAGAUGGCCAGAAAAUGAUCAAUGAUCUCAUGACAAUCUAUGAAACAAACGUUCAAGGCAGCAACAACAACAAGUACUUGAGUUCCAGUAACCAUGUAGCUGCAGAAAAUCCAAACCUUCCUCAGCCAAAUAUUCAGCAGCAACAGGACAACUUCUUUCAUGGUCAAGGAAUCACUAUGGAGGGGAACUUGUACCAAAAUGCCAACAUGUCCAACAAUCAUCACAUGUUUGCUAGGGAGGAUGGUCAAUUUGACCGUUUCAAAGCUUUGAAUGCACCCUUUGAGAGCAAUCACAACAACAACAACUUCAAUCUGAUGUUUGGGUCCCCUUGUGAUUUGGCAUCCUUUGAUUUUAAGGAGGAUAUGCAAGGAGGAGGGAUGGAUGCUCUUCAGAAACAGACAGAUUUUUCUAUAUGGUACCAGUGAAAAUGACAGGUUGAACAUGGGAAAAAAAAUCCUUAAUCAUGUGAAGUUUCUUUGGCCAAAAGGGUUUCACUGCAAUUUUCUUCACAUGUAAUAAUGUAGGCUUAGAACUAAAUAUUAUAUGCUUGUUGGCAGGUCUAGUAUGGGUUUAUAUAAUAAAAACUUGCAUGUUAGUAUGUCGCCAAUAUGUAGCUCUGUGAUUGUGUGUUUUUAUGUGUUACUUACUAUUAUUCUAUGUAAGACUGUUACAUAAAUAAUAUUUGAAGUGUCUUCUAAUAUAUGGUGAGUGUGUGGUUCGGUUGUGGGUAAAAUUCUUGGAUAAAUGAAAGGUUUGUCCUUUAUUGCAUCA